GUGGGGACAACUGAGAGCAGGAUGUGGCCACUUUAUCCCUCAUAGCUAAAGUUUUCAGCCCCAGAGUCCUAGCUUUGCCUCGGGACAAUUUAGGUUUGCUGCUGAGAGCCAAAUGUGAAGACUGUCCUAAGAAACCUGGAGCCAAGGAAGCUCGCCAGGGCUCUGCGGAGAGGGCCAGAGCCUUGCUGAAAGAAACAGAGAGGGGAAAACAAGUUUAAAAAUCCUCCAUGAAGUGUGCUAUGCUCUGCCAUUUAUUCCCAAAGCUCCUGGAGGCAUUCCUCUCAGGAAAGGUGGAGUUGGUGGCGAGAAGCCGGACGUGAGGAGACCUCCUGGGAGGACAGACUAAUCCAGUUUUUGAAUUUCCUAUGUGGGGACAGUCUUAGAGCCCCGGCAAGGCUUUGAGACACCCCGAAGAUGAGUGCUAACAGCCAGGCCGUGAGCCAGCUUCUCUGGCAGGGCCCCGUGUGCGCUGGCUGGAAGCGGGAUCUGGAAGGGGCCGUCUACCAUCUGGCCAACUGCUUGUUGCUCCUGGGCUUCAUGGGGGGCAGCGGGGUGUAUGGAUGCUUCUACCUCUUUGGCUUCCUGGGCACGGGCUACGUGUGCUGUGUGAUGUGGGGCUGGUUUGAUGCUUGCGGCCUGGACAUUAUCCUCUGGAGCUUCCUGCUGGCAAUGGCCUGCCUGCUCCAGCUGGCUUACCUGAUCUACCGCCUGCGCAGGAACACCCUCCCUGAGGAGUUCGAAGUCCUCUACAAGACACUGUGUCUACCCCUGCAGGUGCCUCUGCAGGUGUACAAGGAGAUUGUUCACUGCUGUGAGGAGCAGGUCUUGACUCUGGCCACUGAGCAGACUUAUGCUGUGGAGGGCGAGACACCCAUCGACCGCCUGUCCCUGCUACUCUCUGGCCGGGUUCGUGUGAGCCAGGAUGGGCAGUUUCUGCACUACAUCUUCCCUUACCAGUUCAUGGACUCUCCUGAGUGGGAAUCGCUGCAGCCUUCGGAGGAGGGAGUGUUCCAGGUCACUCUGACUGCCGAGACCCCGUGUAGCUACAUUUCCUGGCCCCGGAAAAGUCUCCACCUUCUUUUGACCAAAGAGCGAUACAUUUCCCACCUCUUCUCGGCCCUGCUGGGCUAUGACAUCUCAGAGAAGCUCUACGCUCUCAAUGACAAGCUCUUUGCCAAGUUUGGGCUGCGCUUUGACAUCCGCCUCCCCAGCCUCUACCACGUCCUGGGGCCUGCGGCCUCCGAUACAGGGCCAGAGUCGGAGAAGGAUGAUGAGGAAGCCCGUGAACCAGCCAUGGCCUCAUCCGCCCAGCAAACACCCCCUCGCUCUCCUCUUCCGGCUUCUGCCGGCCCCCCUGCACCUCCUUCCCGGGCCAGGAUGUCCAGGCCUGACAGCGGCGUCCUGGGUGAGGACUCCACCAGUCUGGUGCUGGAGGAUUUUGAGGAGGUGUCGGGAUCAGAAUCGUUCAUGGAUUAUAGGAGUGAUGGGGAGUACAUGAGGUGAGGGAGAACUAACAUGGGCCCAGCCACCUGGCUCAGGAUCCUGUGUAAGUACUCAGAAGGCAACUGCCACGCCUUCCUGCCAACAGUUGGCCUUAACUCGGCUUGUAAGGGCAAAAAAAACUCUUUCAUGGAGACUGUCCUCUCAGAGGACUCCCAGAAAGUGGCAUUAACCCAACCUUGCAGUAGCGACUCAUUCCAGGUGCAUGCAAGGCAUGAGGGAUUUUUUUUUAACUCAUUUUUAUUAAGUGUGAUUGCAUUUUGGAAAGUGGGCUGGUUGACAUUUUGAGCAAGUGAAUGGUUGUGAAAUUGUUUGCAAGUUUGUGUGAAGAGUUAAGGCCUUAGAUAGCUAGGGCUAAAGGGGAUUUUAUUUGUGGCGUGCGUUUUAAAGGGGAAAAAAUGCUGCCAUGGUUCUAAUUCCUAUCCGUUCUUCCUAGCGUAGAGGCAGCUCUAGAAAGCAGUCACUCUUUAGCUUGGGUUGGCAGCUAGCUCUGUUAAAAUCACAAAUUUCAAAGAGGCAUGUGAUAUAGGCUGAUCACCCCGGAGGAAAAUGUCCCACCUUGCUCUCCUCUUCCCCAGUGGAGAGUACCUUGCUUACUCAGGCAGAGGACUGGGUGCUGCUUUGUUACUCUAAUCAUAUGGCCUGGCUUUCCCCCAAACCACACCUGUGUGAGGUGGAUGGGCACUAACGUGGGAGGACCUAACAGGAAGGGCAGGAUUUCCCUCACAGCUCAGGAGAAUGUACAAGAAAGACUAUACUGAGUAGUUCUGGGAAAUUGCUUUCACAUUCCCCCUGGUUGCUCUCACAGUGCUGUGACAUUUUCCUCUGGGACUCCACCUGGCCAUGGCGGAGGCUUGGCUUUUCCUGAGGAAAAUCCCACUGUUGCCAGUUGGGAAGGCCUUUCCAAGUGUGUGUGUGAUGCAGGGGCCCACGAGACCCAUCAUCCUUUGGGAAGCACUGACAAAUUUUUGAAGAAACUAGCCCAGGGAGGAAGGGUUCCAGGGUACACAAGGUGAAUGAGUGAAUGUUUAUCUAUUUUGUAAAAACAAAUUAUGUAAAUGAUGACAGAGGCAGGGGACGUGAAUGAUAAGAGGUUAGAUGUCUUGUUUGAUAGAUAUGGAAUUUGUCGUCUCCUGUAAUACCACUCCCUAGAACCAUAGUUGGGCUGAUUCUGGAGUAAUUCCAUGGAUCUAUCUAGGACUCAAGAUCACUCGUUGACUUCCUCCAUUUGCACUGAGCACUCUCAUCACCUCUUUCCCAUUGUGCUAAUCCUCACUGUCCUACUUGUCCACCCCCAUCCAUGCAUAUGGGUCACGUUCUGUGGAUCCCUCUCUUUGUCCAGCACGCUUACCCCCCUGUACACACUCUUCACUCCAGGUAGCUCUUGGUGUUCUCAUGUUUUUCCUGGUUUCUUCUCUUUUCCUGGUUCUAUUUGCUCUUUUUUCUUCCCUCUUUCUGACUUCUGCUCAGUCCUUAGUUGCCUGCAUUUGCUGCUCAGGAGAAGGAAAAAGUCCUUUUCUUUUUCUUAGGUAAUUUCUCCUCUCCAUAUUUGUCCCUUACAUUUUCCCCACUUUUAUCAUUCAUGUAUUUCUCUAUUACCUUUUUUUCCUUUUUUUCCCCACUUUCCUGCCUUGCUCUUUCCCCUAAACUACCCUGCACCCUCAUCUUGGUCUUUAACCCAUACUCUUCCAAGAUUAGUACCUCUCCCUCUGCCUGUAGAUAAAACCAUUCGAGUGAAGGUGUGAAUAUUCCCAGCUGUAGGUGGCUACACGUUUCCUGCAUGAGUUUUCCCAGACGUUAGGAGGCACAGCAUGAUAAACCAGAAGGAGAGCCAGACUGGGCGCCUGCAGUCCUGGUUUCCGUGUCUGGGUCUGCUACUUUUUGCAA
Molecule: messenger RNA, 3387 nt
Organism: Leptonychotes weddellii (Weddell seal)
Lineage: Eukaryota; Metazoa; Chordata; Mammalia; Carnivora; Phocidae
Source: RefSeq, a predicted model, not a curated record